AUGGUGUUUGCUAGAAGAGGUUGUUUCAAAUGUGGCAACGUGGGCCAUAUUGCGGAAGCGUGUCCUGAGCCCGAACGAUUAUGCUACAUUUGCAAAGAGGCAGGACACGAAUCGAGCACCUGUACUCAGCCCAGAACGGUCGAUACGAAGCAGUGUUAUGGAUGUGGUGGUGUGGGGCAUAUUCAAGCCGAGUGUCCAAGCUGCUACAAUUGCGGUCGAUUUGGUCAUAUUGCGCGCGAGUGUCCAUCCGCCGGUACGGAAGAAGGAGAAAGACCGGUUCGACCACCAAAGACAUGUUAUCGUUGCGGAAAACGGGGUCAUAUUGCGCCUAUAGACUAUGAUGAUGAAAUUUUGUAA
This is a messenger RNA of Radiomyces spectabilis, 357 nucleotides long. RefSeq lists its product as uncharacterized. Gene Ontology annotation, cellular component: cytoplasm. The transcript is spliced from 5 exons. The record is from RefSeq and is a predicted model, not a curated record. NCBI's taxonomy places the organism in Eukaryota, Fungi, Mucoromycota, Mucoromycetes, Mucorales, Radiomycetaceae. The coding region runs from base 1 to 357 and encodes 118 amino acids. Gene Ontology annotation, biological process: positive regulation of cytoplasmic translation. Gene Ontology annotation, molecular function: mRNA binding; translation regulator activity; zinc ion binding.